Messenger RNA from Ectocarpus sp. CCAP 1310/34, 8360 nucleotides. The record is from the annotation of a GenBank genome assembly. Lineage: Eukaryota; Phaeophyceae; Ectocarpales; Ectocarpaceae.
AUGAACGAGCGAGCUGCCUCAGACGAUGACGACGUCCUCCUCCUUGACGGUGGUGGCUCCGCUGCCUGUUGGCUCUGCAGCGGCGGUCGUCGGAGCACACUCCGGGAAAGCAAUCGCCGUUGCUGCUGCUGCUUCGGCGAUGGACUCGGUCCAAGCCUCGACGCUCGAGCCUCGUCGUGCCAUCGUCCUACCAACCGGUGUGAUGACGGCCCUCCUCGUCGGUGUUGUUCCACCACCGUCGACUCGGAUACUACUAUUACUACUACCAGUGGAGAGCGCACGGCGGCGGCGGCGGAAUCAAGCGAGGACGGCGCCGGUGGCGAGCACGAGCAGCUCGGUGGCGGCGGUGGAUCGUGUCUGUCGCGGGCGGCGAUCGAAGCGUGGGAGGCCGCGGAGACUUGGGCCUCCGCUGUAGCGGCGGCGACGGGCGCGGUGGCGGGAGGAGGGAAUGGAGCCAGCGUGCAGACGCCGGAGGGGACCUUCGCUGGCAGUACGGAUAAGGAGACGGCGCGGCGGGGAGGGAGGAAGUCGACACCAAUGAAGCCCGAGCGCCGUUGCAGCUGCCGGACUGUUGAUGAGGGGAGGCCGGAGCGGCGCCAAAGCAAUGCCCGUCGCCGCUGCUGCUCUCUUGCGGGAAGCGCCGCCGGGGUUUGCCAGGGCGCGGUCCACCGGUGGGAUAGCGUGCUGCUGCCGUGCGGCAGCUCUUCGACGGCGGCACCGAGGGGGUUUUGCCCGUGCGCCGUCCACCGCCGGGAUAGCGUGCUGCGCGGCGGUGGCGGGUGUGGCGGGGGGCGGCAAACGAAUGCCGCCCAUUCCUUCGGAGGAGGAGGAGGAGACGUUUACCCGGCUCAUGCUUCCCCGCCUCAAAGGACGACCACGUGGGAUGAGUCCGACAGGAGAAAGGGACGUCCGUCUUUGGACGCUGUGGCAGCCUGUCCCCCGGUGGUCGUGGGUGCGGCGGCGGCGAUCGUGCUGGGGAGGAUCGAGCGGGGGGGUAGGUUGUGGAGUGAGCGCGCAUGGAGGGCGGGGCUGGCGGCGCUGAAGGCCCAUCGCACGAGGGCGGGGCUACGGGGUGCGAGACACGCGACGGCCGUUUCGCAUUGCGACAUCGUGCUAAAGGGUCGGGGCUUGAGGGGCUUGGGUGCACGGGUUAGGAGGAAGAGAGAUCGGCGGAAGACCCCUUUCGCUGCCGCGGCUGCUGCAGCCGCUAGGGUCGCUGAAACCUAUGCUCGAGCGCAGCAGAUGCAAAGGGUUGUGACCAUGCUGAAAAGGAACUGGCAGGCGCGCAUGGCGCUGCGAUCGCGAGACGAUCUAGCCGACCUGCACUUCGCUGAGUGGCGAGUGCCCAACGCCGUGCAGGAGUGGCGACAGCGGGCUCGAGCUUCGAGCAACCUUGCCCUUCAUGCCCGCACCCGGUCCCCGCUUCCCUUCGCCUGCGGCGGUCGCCAUACCGAAUCCUCCCGUCUCAAAAGGUUGUGCCGAGAUUCACAGAAUAUCGCCACGAGCAAGUGGAGGUCGAGAGCACUCCCGGCGGCCCUGGCUCGGUGGGUCGGGCACUCCCUCGGUGACAAGGAGAAGCGGCGGCGGCUGCUCGCAUGGCGUGACGCCCUGUCGGCGCCACCUCCCCCGCCGCUUGCCACCUCUAGCGUGUCCGGGAAUCACGACGGCAGUCGAGCCGGCGGUGCUGGAAGGCAGCAGGGCGAAGCGUCCGUCCGGCGGGAGUUGCCAGAGACGGAGGAGGCCGAACCCGACGAUAAUGAUGAUAGCGAAGGGUCGGGGCUAGCGCCCACGGUGCUGCCCCGGGAACCGGCGGCGGGUCCGGGGCCAUUGUCAGCAGUGGUUCCCGUAGAUGCUGCUGCGGGGAAGACAGUGACUCAGCGAUCUUCGGGUGGAGGGGAAAGAACACCGCCGCUGGAGAAAGCCGGAGGGUGGGAAGAAGGAGCGGAAGGGUCCGUUGUUGGCUCUACCGAAGCGUCGAAGCCGGGGGGAGAGGAGCGGCAGGAUGUAAACGAACGCGUGGAAGGGACUGUGGGAACCCAGGGAGUAGACGAGAAGCCGCCAACGGCGCGGCCGCUCUUGGCAUGCCGCUCGGUCCCGGCAACUGGCGUCGUGCGUGUUGGCCCUAUCUGUCUCGAGGAAUGGUGGACAAUUGACGCCGCUGCUUCGAUGGACUGGGCCGUGCCGGCGCGAAAUCGAGGAGGAGUAGAAGCGUUCGGCGUCAGGCUUGACGGUGAAGGGAAGAAAAGGCGAAGCGGCAGUCCGGAGGAGAUCGCCGGCGGUUUCGGCGACACGGCAUCGGCGGGCGAAAGCAAUGGAGGCCGAGGUCGAUGCAGCACGGCUGGGGGUAGCUCAGGCCCGAGUGAUCGAGGAGGGGGCAAGAGGGGCGGCGGGACAAGGCGCGGCAACGAGACCGCGGCGCUGAUGGGCGCGGCCAGCUGCGACGGUGGUGUGGAAGUGCUCAAGCUGGAUGGUCGAGUAUCGCGUGCUACAUCACAGGCAAGCACAUCGGCGGGGGCCGUGGGGCAAGCGAUAUCUGCCGAGAGUAACGGCGGCUCGAACGGGCCGGAGAGCGGCAAAUCUUGCUCGUACUCUGAUGAUUGGGAGGGGGACGAGGAGGAAGGGAAGCUUGGGCACUCGAUUUCGGGAGAGCCUCGUGAAGCCUCGAGCACGCUGGCUACCGCCGAGCGCGCAGAGACUGCUGUCCCUAAACCUCCACCGGUGCCUGCCACGUCCGCAGGGGUUUCGGGUACCCCCGGCGGCAGAGACCGCACCGCAACUGCCUGCCCACAGGAAGCGGGGUCCGGAACGAUAGCGCCUGCAUCGGAGUUAACGAGCCCAGAGAAGAAACCGACCGCGUGCAGCUCAGACCUUAAGGAUGGCGACCUCCGCCAAGAGGAGGAUGACGUUGGUUCGGUGCCGUACGGUCCGGGAGCGAUGGUUCUUCUCGACCACAUCUCGCCGCGAGCGAUUGGUGGUAGUGCGCAGGUGGCGGUCGAGGACGGCAGAUCGCAGAGGAGUUGCGACGAGAGCUUGUCUGCGUCUGUUGGAGGAGUGUGUUUGUCGGGAGAACCGGCGGCGGCGACGGGCUCAGGGUCGUCUUUCGCAACACCGCUCGUCGCUGCGGGGCCUCCCGCUCGCGGGAGUACCGUGGCUAUUCGCGCGGAUGAGCUUUCGGACGACGAUGUUUCCGUUUCAGCCGGUGGUUCCGACAACCGACGGCCGGCGACAUCGGAGGACUCGACGGCAACCGGCAGCGGUGCUCGUACUGGUGAUGGUGGAGACGUGAACGUUUCGCCAGCCGUUUCUUGGGUCUCCGAGCUGGGGGCGGAAGAUCUCCGGUUCAACCAGCGGCGCGACCUCGGCCGUACACUCUCCGGUGGAUGGAUGCCCGCGGCAGGGCCCGGAGCGAGCAGCCUGCGAGGCGUGCGGAGGAGCGACGUCCGGGAUGCUGUUGGGGCGUCUUCUGCUCCUUGUCUCGGUGAUCUUUGUUCGCCGGAAAUUCCGGCGGCUUCCCUUGGCGUUCCUGCCGCGCGUCUUCGUCCGGCGGGAGGGGCGGGGUCAUCCCGGCCAAGGUUCGCGGAAGAGAUUGUAGCGGCACAGCAGCCGCCUCUGGGUGCGGUGCAAAGGGAGGAGGGUGUUGACGACGGAGCAGGGGGUCGGGUACCACCGUCGUCGCCGGAUAGCGUGCCUCGAGGCGCGGGGGGUUCGGCGAUUCGGCGCGACGUUUUAGGGGGUACGGUGACUGUGUGGCCUCCAUUGGGGAGCACGUGUGACGUGCUUCGCGACGAAGAGAGGCGGCUCUCGGUGUCACAACCACAACGCCAAGAAGGUGCCGGAGAAGGAGAAGGAGACGGAGACGAACAACAUCAGCAUCAUCAUCAACAAGAGCAACAGCAACAGCAACAGCGGAUGAUGUCGUACGGCGGCUCUGUGACCUCGGAACAUCCACCGAGGAGAGAGCGAUCAGAAAAUAGUCUUCGACCAGCAUCGGCGCCGCGGGAGCGGCAGUCCCCACCCGUCGAUCAUCGACAGACCGACGACUCGAACCUGCUUAGCUCGUUCGGCGAUAACGGUACAGGGUUAGUAGUCGUUGGGAACGGCUGCGGUAGGCAAGAGUCGACAAUCCCCGCCCCACUGCGGGUGUCGGCGCGGGGUACUGCCGAAGAACGGGGGUCGCGAUACGAGCGUCUAGUCGGUGAUCGUUCGGGCGUGCCAGGGGACGACGGAGGAGAAGCAGGAAGGGGCGAUGCCGGUAGCCACGAGGGGGUGGUGCUUGCCUUCCCGACUCCUGAGAGGGCGCCAUCCUCGGAACUGAGCUGUAUAUCGUGGUCCGAUCGCGUCGACGACGAGACCGCAGACGGCACGCCUCAAGAACCACCACGCAGUACGAACGAUCUUCGGUCAGGCGACGAAGCGGGCGCGGUUGGAACUAGACCUGAAGAAUAUGGCGAUGGCUUAAGCUUCUCCUAUGCCGGCAGCCGCCGGCGAUCCCGCGGCGGAAGCGGAGGUGGCGGGGAAAGUUCGGAGGGCACGGGCGCGGAGAGAGCGUCAGGUAUUGCUCGCAUCACCGGGCUGAAGACCAACACCCGACUUGAUGUGCCUGCUGUUGGCGAGAUGGGUCCGCCGGCUGACGCUUGUUCCGCUGCAGCCGGGGAAGCACGCAGCAAACUCCAGGCCUCGGAGGCGGGAGAGGGUGUUGGCGGGGGGGCUGGAAGCGGUGGAAGUGGGAGUGCCGUUGGUAGCAGCGGGACGAGGAGACGUUCACACGUCAUCAAUAGCAGCGGUAGCGUCGACAGCAGGAGCAGCAAGAGCAGCAGGAGCAGGAGGACAAUAUGCGGGGGAGAUGGCAAUGGCGGUGGAAGCGGCGGCAAUAGUAUCAACAGCAGGAGCGCGACAAAUAUAGGCCGCGGCAGUAGGGGUGAUAGUUGUGUCAUUGGCGGCGGCGGUAUCAACAGCAGGACGGGGACAAGCAGUGGGGAUGUCGGAGGCGGCGGCGGCGGCAGUGUCAGCAGCAAGAGGACGACAAGUAGCCGCGAGGACAGUGGCAGUCGCAGUGGCGGCGGUGGUGGUAGCAGCGUCAUGAGGGCGAUAAGCAGUGGGGGUGCCGGAGGCAGCGGCGAUAGUGUCAGCAGGAGCAGGAGCAAGGCAAGUAGCGGCGGCAUCAGGGGAGCUAGUAGUGUCAGUGGCGGCAGCGGCAUCAACAGCAGGACGGGGGCAAGCAGUGGGGGGUUCGGAGGCGGUGGCGAUAGCGUCAGCACCAAGAAGACGACAAAUACCGGCGGCUGCAGUGGCGGCGACAGUGUCAGUGGUGGCGGUGAUAGCAGCUCCAGGAGGGUGAUAAGCAGCAAGGGUGUCGGAGGCGGCGGCGAUAGUGCUAGCCCUAGGAGCACGACAAAUGCCGGCGGCCGCAGUGGCAGUGGUGGCGGUGGUACAUGUACCAGCGUCGGGAGGGCGAGAAGCAGUGGGGAUGGUGGAGGCGGCAGCGGCGAUGGCAGCGGCAGCAGGAGGACAACAAGUAGCUGCGGUGACAAAUGUAGUGGCAGUGGCGGUGGCGACGGUGGUAGCAGCAUCAGGAAGGCGAUGGCCAGUGGGGAUGGCGGAGGCGGCCGUGGCAAUAGCAGCAACAGCAGCAGCAGCAGCAGCAGCAGCAGCAGCAGGACGGCAAGCAGCGGCGAUGACAAAGAGAGUGGCAGCGGUAGUGGCGGCGGUGGCGGUAGCAGCGUCAUGAGGGCGAGAAGCAACGGGGACGGCAGGGGCGACAGCCGUAGUAUCAGCAGCACCAGCACCAGCACCAGCAGGAGGACGACGAGCAGUGGCGGCGGCAAUGUCAGUGGUGGCGGUGGUAGCAGCGUCGGGGGGGCGAAAAGCAGUAGCGGUGGUGGAGGCGGCGGCGGCAAUAGCGGCAGCAGCGUCAGGAGGACGAUAAGUAGCUCCGGUGACGAAGUCAGUGUCCGUGACGGUGGUGGUAGCAGCAUGAGGAGGGCGAUAAGCAACGGGGAUGGCAGAGGCGGCGGCGGUGGUAUCGGCAGCAAGAGGACGACAAGUAGCAGCGGUGACCAGGGUAGUGGCAGUCGCAGUGGCAGCGGUGGUGGUAGAAGCGUCAUGGGGGCGAUAAGCAGUGGGGAUGUCGGAGGCGGCGGCGAAAGUGGCAGCAGCAGGAGGACGUCAAGUAGUGGCGGCGGCAGUGGCGGUGGCAGCAGCAGCGAAAGGUGCCGGGGAAGCGUUGUGCAGACAUCUGUGUCAUCAUCGGCGUGUCCUGAUCUCCGGAGACCUGGACGGCGAGGAAGGCUAGAGGAACGUCUUUCGGAGGCGUUUUUGUGGCAUCACCUACUGCACACCGGCCUCCGGAUAUGGCGCACGCGAGCAGCCGCCACCAGCGCCUUCCGGCGGCGCUGCGCCCCCUCUCUCGCCUCCGCCGCGCUGGUCUUCUCCAAGCGUACGGCUCUCGCCGCGUGGCGCGCCGCGCACGCUCGCCUGCUGUCCCGGAACACGGCGGCGGCAGCGACGGCGGCACGGCUGGCAAGACAGUCGUCCUUGCUGCUCCGCAGGGAGUGUCGGCUGCGCCGCGUGACCUCCGGCGGCGGCGGCGGCGGCGGCGGCGGCGCAGGGCCAGGAAAGCCCUCCGUGGCCUUGGCGAUCGUAGCCGUCAGACGGUGGCACCGUCGGAGCGACGCCAGUCUCCUCCUGCGGCGCACGUUCUGGGCGUGGAGGGCGCGCGCCCGAGACUCCCGCGAGGUAGGCAGGCACCGCCGCCGCGCCCUGGAGAGGCGCGGGCUCGCCGCCUGGUGCCGGGCGGCCCGCGAGGCCGGCCGGGCGAGGGGGUGCGCCACGGCCGUCGCGUUCUUCAUGUCCCGGGCGGUGGCGGGGAGGCGGCUCCGGGCUUGGGUGGAGCGGCGACGGCGGCGGUUGGAGGCCACGCGCGCGGCGGAAGACCACCGGGCCCGGGCGGCUGUGAACCCGGGGGCGGCGCGGUGGCGGCGACAGCGGCGUCGGGACCAGCAGCUGCGGAUGGAGGCCGCCUGGAGCUCGUGGCGGGAAACGACGAGGGGGAGAAAGAUGUCGCGAUCGGCGCGACGGGCAGUCGUUGAGGCCGUCGAGAGCCGCCUGCGGAGUAGCGCGAUCGGAGCGUGGCGAGACUUCGUGGAUGGCAGGCUCGCGCGGCGAGGCCUGCUGGCCGAAGCGGCACAGAGCCGGGCUCGGCGACUGAAGAGGAAAGGGUUGCGGGGUGUGAAGGGCGGCGCUCUCGACGCGCGGGCUCCUCGAGAUGCGGUUUGGGUUGGGGACGAGCAUUGGAGACGACGAAGGGCGGCGAUUGUUGUGGCGCGACUGCGAAAUCUCGCCGAGUCACGACGGCGAAUGGUUCGGCGAGCCGCCGCUCUCUGCCUCCGCGUCGCAGCCCGAGCUGGCCUGACCCGCUGGCGCCAGUCCGCGCGAGACUGGAGGGUGGCUCGGGAGGCGUGCGUCAAGGGAGAGGCCUGGCGGCGGGACAAAGCGAGGAGAGACGGGGUGUCGGUGCUGUCCGGUAGACUGGGUCGACGCGCUAAACAUGAUCGAGCGAUUCGAGUCAGCACGCUGCACCUCUCGCGCCGCCUAGCCGGCCGCGCGGUGGCUGUGUGGCGAGGGUGGACCCGGCGUCGAGCCGCGGCCGCCGAUCUCUACGAAGGGGCUUCGGCGUUGCACCGUUCCUGGAUCUUGUCGGCAGGGUUGCGGGCCCUAGACCGGGUGGCGAGGGCGAGAACGUCGCGGCGCGAGGCCAUCGUCGUCGCCGAGCGACACCUCUUGCGGUUCUACGGGCUAGGGCGGUGGCGCGCUGCGGCCGCAUCGAGGAGGCGUGCGCGCAGCCGGGCGGAGAUAGCCACGGUCCACUGGGCACGGACACUAUCGUCGAAGGUGUUGAUAUCCUGGGAAGCGGCUUCCCUGCAGCAGUGGGCGGAGACGAGGCAGGAGGAGGCCGCCGCCCGCCACGAGCGUCUCGCCAGCAAGAGGCGGGCCCUCCGGGCUUGGAUGACACGCGUUCGGUCGCGGCGGCGGUGCUUGCUGUGCGUUGGGUCGAGGGGGGUCGGAGUAUCAUUAGCGGAGGAGAGAGCGGGGAGUGAGGGGGGACUCCUUUCGUCGAAUGGUAUUUACUCUCGUUGACACGAUUUAGCUACAGAUUUUGUUUGCUAGGGGAUCCAGGUUUCGACUCUAUUUCGUGCGGUCAUCCUUUCCAGUACCCGGCACAUUGGGUUGGGUUAGUCGGUAACGACCCCCCCGAGUUGAAGGGGGUUGGAGCUGGGGAGGCAUCCUGCACUUCGACCGUUACAACAAACGCGAACGAAAAAUAGUCCACUGUCUCUGUGGCAUGCGCAUGGUGUGUCUUU